Drosophila ananassae is the source of this 1607-nucleotide messenger RNA. It is a transcript of the gene Mettl2, whose product is annotated as methyltransferase-like protein. NCBI's taxonomy places the organism in Eukaryota, Metazoa, Arthropoda, Insecta, Diptera, Drosophilidae. Gene Ontology annotation, molecular function: tRNA (cytidine-N3)-methyltransferase activity. The record is from RefSeq and is a predicted model, not a curated record. The coding region runs from base 123 to 1037 and encodes 304 amino acids. The transcript has 3 exons.
UAGGUAUCGAUAGACCCAUAACUGGUCACACCAAUCCUACCCAACCUCGCCGCCUGCUCUUUACAUUGUUUAAUUUUGAUUUUAAUGGUUAAAUCCAACAGGUAGCUGGAGAUCCUUCUGCAAUGAGUGAAACCCCUGCCGGAGACAGCGAGAAACGUCCACAGUUCGGCACCCGGCUGCUCACCAACACCGAAGACGUCUUCAAGCACAAUGCUUGGGACCACGUGCAAUGGGACGAGGAGCAGGAACUGGCAGCCCAGGCGGCGGUGGCCAAGAACUCAGCCAACAAGAUGAACCAGGAGGACAAGGAUCGCUUUCAGUCAGACGCUCCAAAGUUCUGGGACUCGUUUUAUGGGAUACACGACAACCGUUUCUUCAAGGAUCGUCACUGGCUUUUCACCGAGUUUCCUGAGCUGGCUCCUCUAGAAACGAAAACCUCUCAGGUUCCUCAGCCUUCCCGCAGCAUCUUCGAGUUGGGCUGCGGCGUUGGCAACACCAUUCUUCCCCUGCUACAGUAUAGCGCUGAAGAGAAUCUGAAGGUCUUUGGCUGUGACUUUUCGGCAAGAGCAAUCGAAAUCCUCCAGAGUCAACCACAGUUUGAUGCGAAACGCUGCCAGGUAUUUGUUAUGGACGCCACUCUGGACCAGUGGCAGGUACCUUUCGAGGAAAACUCGCAGGAUAUUAUAGUAAUGAUCUUCGUCCUGUCGGCCAUUGAACCCAAGAAGAUGCAGCGGGUGCUGGAGAACUGUUAUCGCUACCUGAAGCCUGGAGGUCUGCUUCUGUUUCGUGACUAUGGCAGAUAUGACUUGGCGCAGCUGCGUUUCAAGACGGGCAAGUGCCUCGAAGAUAACUUCUAUGUACGAGGUGAUGGAACAAUGGUGUACUUUUUCACUGAGGAGGAGCUGCGGGAUAUGCUGACCAAGGCGGGACUGCAAGAGGAGCAACUUAUAGUGGACAGACGGUUGCAGGUCAACCGCGGCAGGGGCUUGAAGAUGUAUCGUGUUUGGAUUCAGACAAAGUUUCGAAAGCCUCUAUAGUUCUUUAGUUCUAAAACUCUUACUAGACCAUUGUGCUGUCCUCUUACUUUAAGUACAAAACUUAUUUUAUUAUAAAAAUGUUUAGUUAAUAAAGUGCAGAUAUUAUAAAGCCCGGCUUGAAUUUAAAUUAUUCUCCAAUUAACGCUGCUUUUCUAUCGACAAGGAAAAGCUUCUCGCUGGAAAAGGAAUUCGCCUUCGUCCAUCCAGCGAGCUUUUUCCCCAAAUACACAUAACAGUUAGGAAAGCUGCAAGUUUUCCCAGUUGGCUAAAAACGUCCUGCCGUGACAGUUCCAGUGCGCCGAGCCAGAGCAAUAUCCUUCGAAAGGCUGUCGUGGCAACAUACACACUUUCACAUACACAUCCAGAACCAGAUCCAGAUCCAGCCGAUACCCCCGUGGAGUGGAGUGAAAAUUCAUUGACGAUUGGGGGGCGAAAAAGCUCUGGCCAAAAGCGAGUGAGAAAAGGGCAAACAGGAGCGAGAGCGAUAGCGAAAGCGAAAGCAAAAGCGCAACCCUCGACAACAAAAACAACGAAGCGAGUUCAGCUGCACCACCCACACCAUACCACCAC